Molecule: messenger RNA, 5646 nt
Organism: Lycium ferocissimum
Lineage: Eukaryota; Viridiplantae; Streptophyta; Magnoliopsida; Solanales; Solanaceae
Product: DDT domain-containing protein PTM
Source: RefSeq, a predicted model, not a curated record
AUUCCACAUACUUUCAAACUCCUUCAAACCCCUCUUUCUCUCUCUCUUUGCAUUUUCUAGAGAGAGAAACAGAACCCAUUUUCUCUCUCUAAAACACUCACGCAAAGCCCACAUUCCUAGAGAGAGAAAGAAGAACCCCAUAUACCUCCCUUUUCUGUCAAGAUCGAUUUAUACUCGUAAAACCCUAGAAAUUUGGGGGAAAUGGGUGAUGAGUAUAUAGGGAAGAGAGUCAACAAAGAAGUCAAAGGUAUUGGUACAGUCAAAUCCUACAAUCCUGGAACUGGGUUUUUUGAGAUCCUUUACGAUGUCGGUGAUUCCGAGGUUCUUCAUUUGUCUCAACUCAUUCCUUUAUUAAAUCAAGAACUACAACCUGUUUCUACUUCUACACCAGUUGGGAGAAAACCCAAGAAACGACGUCGUAUUUCCAAGAAUUCAGGUAAUAAUAAUGCUGAUUAUUGCACUAGUAGUCAGUUGAAUUUGAAUAGUAAUGGGUUGAAUUUGGAUUUGAAUUGUGACGUGCUGGUUAAUUUAAAUGAUGAUGAUGGGGUUGUUGAUUUGAAUAAAGGGUUGAAUUUGGAUUUGAAUGAAGGGGUUGACUUGAAUGAAGGGGUGGAUUUGAACAUUGACGAAAAUAUGGGUGUAAAUGAGGAAAAGUUGGAAACUUUGGAGGAAAAUAUGGGUGUAAAUGAAGAAAAGUUGGGAACUUUGGAGGGAAGAUUGAAUGGGGGUAAUGUGAUUGAUUUGAAUGUGGAUGUAAAUGGGGAUGUAGGUAAUGUUUUGGAGGAAGUAAGGAUAAAGAACUGUUUUGACUUGAAUUUAGGGCUAGAUGAAGAUGAGACGUCGAAGAAAAUGACUUGGGAGAAAGAGGGUGGUCGAGAUACUGAGCGAAUUGAUGGUACAGAUGAAGAGAAGGUCAAUCUAGAGACGUGUUUGACUGCAAAUGAGUUGGUAAAUGGCACUCUGCAGGAAGUUGAGGUGAAGUGGUGUACACCCGAUAAGGGUAGUGGUGGGUUGGAAGUGCAAAAUGGUGUUUUGGGGAGCUCGAUCAAAGGGAAAAGGGGUAGGAAGAAGAGAAAUGUCUUGGAUGGUGGUAAAGAGACGGUGUUGAGACGAAGUGCCCGUAGAGCGAGAAUAGAUCUCGUUUCUGCUGAAGAUCAUGUUUCUUGUGCAGUAGUGUCGAGUGAUCCGCUGUUGUCUCCUGCAGUUAGUGUGGUUUCAGAGGAGAAGAUUAUAGUAUCAGGUCAUGAAGAGUCUGAUGAAAAACAUGAUGUUCUUCCUCCAAAGAUGGAUUUUCCUCCCUCUUCGAGUAGUUUAGAUUUAGAUGGUAUUCCUGUUCUUGAUUUUUUCUCUGUCUAUUCAUUUUUGAGAUCGUUUAGUACUUCAUUGUUCUUGAGCCCCUUUGAGUUGGAAGACUUCGUGGCAUGCGUAAAAGCAAAUGCUCCUACUUUAUUGUUUGACUCCAUUCAUUUCUCUCUCUUGCAAAUACUGAGGAAGCAUUUGCAGUCUCUUUCAGAUGAAAGUUCUGAAUCUGCAUCUAGUUGCCUUAGGUCUCUUAACUGGGAUUUGCUGGACCUAAUCACAUGGCCUGUCUUUAUGGUUGAAUAUCUACUACUACAUGGAUCUGAACUGAAGCCAAGUUUCGAUCUCUGUCACUUUAAACUAUUUGAGAGGGAUUACUACAAGCAACCAGCUUCUUUGAAGAUUGAAAUGCUUAGGUGUCUUUGUGAUGAUGUUAUUGAAGUAGAGGCCAUACAAUCAGAGCUUAACAGAAGAACUGUGGCAGCAGAAAACACGGAUUUUGAUCGGAAUUUGAAGUAUGGCAGUUCCAAGAAGAGGAGGGCUUCCAUGGAUGUUGCUGCUGGUUCACGCUUGAGUGAGGAAGCAGGCGAUGAAUCAACAGACUGGAAUAGUGAUGAAUGCCGCCUCUGCAAAAUGGAUGGUAGCUUAAUAUGCUGUGAUGGCUGCCCUGCCGCAUUUCAUUCCAAGUGUGUUGGUGUUGCUAGUAGUCACUUGCCUGAGGGUGAUUGGUAUUGCCCUGAAUGUGUGAUUGACAAAAAGAAGCCCUGGUUGAAUUUGGCAAAAGCAAUUCGAGGGGCAGAGUUGUUGGCAACUGAUCUGUACGGCCGGCUAUACUAUAGUUGCUGUGAUUACCUUUUGGUGUCAGAUCCAUGCGAAGACGAUUUCUCACCUAAUUAUUACCAUAGAAAUGAUUUGGCUGUGGUUGUUGGGAAAAUGAAGUCAUCAGAAAAUGUUUAUGGAACUGUGUUAAGUGCGAUUAUGAAAUUCCGUAGUACAAAUUGCAUGGCUGCAGGUGUAGAAUGUGAUCUUGAUACCCAGCUAAAAACUACGCCCUCGGAUUUUCCGGUAGUGAUUUUGUCGCAACAUGAAGAGAAGGUAAAUGAAGGAAAGCAAGCAGAAAAGCUUUCAUCAUUUUCUGAUGAUGUAGGAUGUGACAAAUCAGAGACAGUUGACCCAUCACUGAAGAUGGGAAAUAUACAGCCAGGGUCUGAAGGAUCAGCUGAAAUAUCUCAGGUUGUUGCAGACAAUCACAAUUACAAGGAGGAUGGAAUUUUUGAAGAUUCUAAUCUUGCAGAAAAAAUUAUGGAGACGAGAAGACCUCUUAAAGAAAGAGAGGGCAAUGAAUCUGUGGACUUGGGGCUGUCAACAACGAGCAGUAAAGAUAUCAUGUCAGAGGAGCAGUGUGCGGAAAGUUAUGUUAACUGUUAUAGCUUUGCUCGAAUCGCAUUAUCAGUUGAUGAAGAGUUAACAAAGAAAUCACCUGGUAAAGCUGGUGAAGAUGCUACAAAAACAGUGGAGGAAAUAAUUUCAGCGCAGCUGAAGGCCAUAUCUAGCAAAGCUAUUGAAUUUUGCUGGCCCAAUGUUCAGAAUCUGAAGAUUGAUGCUAGUAAAGAAAAUUGUGGGUGGUGCUUCCCUUGCAGAGUUCCGGAGUGCGAAAAGGACUGCUUGUUCGUCCAGAAUAACGCAGGUCCUGCUUCAGAAAGUUUUUCUAAUGAUGCAUUGGGUGUUCGUUCUAGGAAGAACAGGGAAAGCCAUCUUGUUAAUGUCCUUUGCUAUAUAUUGAGCAUUGAGGAUCGUCUUCAUGGGCUUCUGUUGGGUCCUUGGUUGAAUCCACACCACUCCCAAAAUUGGCGCAAAGGUGUUCUUAAAGCACAUGAGAUUACUACACUAAGAGCUUUUUUGCUUACAUUAGAGUCAAACUUGCGGCCUCUAGCACUUACCCCUGAUUGGCUUAAGCAUGUUGAUUCUUUAGCCAAGAUGGGUUCGGGGCAUCAUAUCAUCAUCAAUUCACCACGUGUUAGACAUGGAAAGCAAAAGAAGGGUAGGCAUUUGGAGCCGGUGGUGAAUCGAUCUUCAAAUGCUGGAAGUGGGUUGGGCUUGUUUUGGUGGAGGGGAGGAAGGCUAUCUCGUCGAUUAUUCAACUGGAAGGUUUUGCCUCAAUCAUUGGCGCACAAAGCUGCCCGACAAGGUGGAUGUAAGAAGAUACCAGACAUGUUAUAUCCGGAUAAUUCAGACUUUGCCAAGAGAAGUAAGUGCAUAGCUUGGAGGGCUGCUGUUGAAACUUCAAGAACUGCGGAGCAAAUUGCUCUCCAGGUUAGAGAUCUUGAUGCUCACAUUAGAUGGAAUGAUAUUGGAAACACCAAUAUCCUUGCAAUGAUUGACAAGGAAUUCCAAAAAUCUGUCAGAUCAUUCAAGAAAGUUAUUGUACGGAAGAAAAUCUCAGAAGGAUCUGUAGUGAAAUAUCUUCUUGAUUUUGGUAAAAGAAGAUUCUUACCGGACAUUGUUGUUCGAUGUGGAACAAUACCAGAAGAGGCCUCAAAUGAAAGAAAGAGAUAUUGGCUAGAAGAAUCUCACAUGCCUUUGCAUCUUGUGAAAGGAUUCGAGGAGAAAAGAAUUGCUCGCAAAUCUAGCAAGAUAACUGUUGGGAAGCAUCGUGAGACCAAGAGAAUAAUGAAAAAACCGCUUAAGGAAAAAGGCUUUGCAUACCUUUUCCUUAAAGCAGAGAGAUCAGAGUAUUAUCAGUGUGGACAUUGUAACAAAGAUGUCCUAAUAAGGGAAGCUGUGAGCUGUCAGUACUGCGAAGGUUUUUUCCAUAAACGCCAUGUUAGAAAGUCAACUGGAGUUGUCGCUGCUGAGUUGAAGUAUACAUGUCACAAGUGUGUGGAUGUGAAUAAUGUGAGAAAGAAUGUCAAGAGGGGGAGGAUAGAGUUGCAAAAGAGUAAGAAAGCAUCAAAAGCCUCGAGGACACUAAGCUCAAAGGUUAAAUCUAGAGGCACCAAAAAUGAACAGCCUGCACGAUCAAAGAAUAGCAAAAAGGAACCUGUUGUUGUACCCCUCAGACGUUCUGCUAGGAAGGCUAAGCUUGUAGUUGUGCAAAACAAAAAAAUAGGACGCAAAAAAGGUAAACAAACAAAAGCUGGAAGGGGUAGGGGUAGACCUAAGAAAAAAGCAAAAGUUGACAUAUCAGAGAAAAAGAAACCAGCUGAAGUUGCUUGGCAGAGGAAGAGAAUGCAGUUAUACCGGAUUUACUGGCUAAAUGGUCUAUUGCUCUCACAAAAGCCAAAUGAUGAAAGAGUGACACUCUUCAGGAGUAAAAAGCUUCUUGCUCUUUCUGGAGAGUUGGCUGCCACAGCUGAUCAGCCAAAGUGCAGUCUUUGUGGUGAACUAGAAUAUACACCUACUUCAAAUUACAUUGCAUGUGAAGUUUGUGGAGACUGGUACCAUGGAGAUGCUUUCGAUCUUACAGCUGAAAGAAUGACUAUGCUAAUUGGAUUCAAGUGCCACAAAUGUCGGCAAAGGACUCCUCCUUUUUGUGGUCAUUUGCAUACGAUGGGUAGCAAUGGUAAGCAGAUUGUGUUGGAGAGUACUGAUUGUAAAUCUGCAGAUGAAACAUGUAACGUUGAAUCUCCCUCAAGUAAGGAACCACCAGAACAGAAAUCUCAUUUGAAUGAUGAAUCAGGAUCUUGUUUUACUGGUGAUGGUGAUGAAAAGCGUCCGCAAGGGACUCUCCCUGAUUCCUGCCUUGCAGAGAAUGGAAGUUCGGCUAUUAUUAGUACAGAGCAGAGAGAAACUAUUGAUAGUUGUAGCAAGAUGGAUAUUGUACCUCCAGAUGAACCGGGCUUAUUGAAGGAGGUGGAGGAUCCGAGACCUUCGGAUGAGUUGUUGGCAUCCAAUGACAGCUCUUUGCUGAAUGAGGAAAGACAUUGAGUAAAGCACAACCCUUGUGGCAGGAUGUACAUUUUCCAAGUUUGCGGUGAUCUUACAGAAACAGGAUUACCCUUCAUUAACAUUUGAUCAACAGUGGAAUGGUAAAGCAACAACCAUCCCCGUAUCUUUAGUAGAUAGAGCUAUUGUUGACGGACCUGAAUUGUCCUCUGAGGAAAUUUUAGUUUCAGAUCAAUUUGUAGGUGUUGAGAGGAAAGAUUAGGUUGGUGUUGAUUGUGUUAAUUAUUUAACAUGAUUUUAGGAGGUUUUAUUUUUCCUUUUUCUUAGCGUGAUUAUAGGAAUAGGAUAUUGCUCUUUAGUGUAAUUGGUCGUCUUUUCUUGAUUAGUGAGGAUUCACUUGUAUAAAUACCCUUCUCAGGGGAUGUAAAGACAAUACUGAAAUACAAAGAAGUCUUUUCCUCA